Messenger RNA from Sphaeramia orbicularis (orbiculate cardinalfish), 4052 nucleotides. Its product is annotated as zinc transporter ZIP6-like. The transcript is spliced from 12 exons. Gene Ontology annotation, cellular component: plasma membrane. Gene Ontology annotation, molecular function: monoatomic cation:bicarbonate symporter activity; zinc ion transmembrane transporter activity. The record is from RefSeq and is a predicted model, not a curated record. Lineage: Eukaryota; Metazoa; Chordata; Actinopteri; Kurtiformes; Apogonidae. The coding region runs from base 152 to 2389 and encodes 745 amino acids. Gene Ontology annotation, biological process: zinc ion import across plasma membrane; intracellular monoatomic cation homeostasis.
CUUCUGCUUCGGAGAGUCCUCAGAUUUCCGACAGCCCUUGAAAGCGCCAUAGACCACAUCCACACCAGGACCGAACCGAAGGACGGUGCGGCACCGGGAGCGGACACACAGCAGCGGGACCAGAUAGGACGCCGAUUACAUUGAAUAGACGAUGGAAGAGGGGAGGAGUCGAGUCGUCCUGACCGUCGUCUUCUUCCUCGCUGUUUGCUCGUGCUGCGACGGCGAUGGAUUGGACUGUGGCUCAGAGGCGACCGCUGUGGUGCAUUCGCUGUCAGCUGUGGUGGAUGCACAGAAGGCGGAGCAGAGCCAGCGGCGCCACCUGGAGGUGCUGUUCAACAAAUAUGGAGAGAACGGCACCAUCUCUCUGAACGGACUGAAGCGUCUCCUCCAGAAUGUGGGUCUGGAUCGGAUCAGGACCAUCACAGUGCAGCAUCACGAGCAGCCGGGCCACCACCACCACCACCAUCACCAUCAUCAUCAUCAUCACCACCAGCACCAACAGGAUGGCCACCGCCAUCACCAUGGAGACAAUCAGCACAACGAGAACGACAGAAAGAUGGCAGCAAUGGUGGAGGUCGGGACCAUGGAGACAUAUGGCGCCCAGCAGGAGGCGGGACCAGCAGCGAAGGCGACGACCCCCGAGAAGCUGGUCACGGAAACUCAAACGGAAGCUGCCGUCACCCGGGGAGAUGACCACGACCAUGACCAUGACCAUGACCACGACCAUGACCACACCCACGACCAUGACCAUGACCACACCCAUGACCACACCCACGACCAUGACCACACCCACGAUCAUGACCACAACCGUGACCACACCCAUGACCGUGACCACACCCAUGACCACGGUCAUGACCAAGACCGGAGCCUGGAUCCUGUAGAGUGCCUGAACGCCUCCAGAGUCCUCACCUCACACGGGAUGUCUGAGGAAGGGGGUGUGGCCCUCAGUGACUUUAGCUACCUCUGCCCCGCCCUCCUCAGCCAGAUCGACCGCGGGGCCUGCAUCAUGCAUGGUGAUGCCCCCUUGACAGACCGUGGAUAUCACAAACAUCACCAUGGCGACCACAACCACUCAGACCACGCCCGCAGUGAGCGAUCAGGUGGAGACGGGGGCAAAAACAUCACAAUAGCCUGGGUUGGCGGUUUCACCUCCAUCACCAUCAUCAGCCUCCUGUCGCUGCUGGGCGUCGUCCUCAUCCCGCUCAUGAACAAGGUGUUCUUCAGCUUCCUGCUCAGCUUCCUGGUGGCACUGGCGGUCGGAACGCUGAGCGGCGACGCCUUCCUCCAUCUCAUCCCCCACUCUCAGGGAGGACACCACCACCACCACGACGAGCCUGGGGCGAGUCCACACAGAGACCACGACCAGGACCUGGACGGCGUGUGGAAGGGUCUGACCGCUCUGAGCGGAGUCUACUUCAUGUUCCUCAUUGAACACUUCCUGACGCUUGGGAAAAUGUACAAAGACAAGAAACAGAAGAUCCAGAAGAAAUGGGAUCAGAACGACAAAGCGGAUCCGGAGAAACAGCCGGCACUGGAGGAGAAUGACCUGAAGCCACCUGAAGACGUGGAGACGAACGGCGCCGGGACCUUUGCCGACCAUCCCGGAGGUCUCCACGGUGACGACGUGGCAGAAGAGGAGCAGGUGAUGCUUGCCCCGCAGGUGUCGGUGGUGUCUCCGCAGGGCUACGGCCGGUCCACGGGCGCCGCCGCCUACACGGACGAGGACUGUGAGAACAAGUGCCACUCCCACUUCCACGACACGGUGGGCCAGGCUGACCACAUGCACCACCACCACCACGACUACCAUCACAUCCUGCACCACCACCACUCCCAGAACCACCACCCACACUCCCACUCCCACUCGUACUCGGAGCAGCACUUCCAGCAGGCGGGCGUGGCCACGCUGGCCUGGAUGGUCAUCAUGGGAGACGGACUGCACAACUUCAGCGACGGCCUCGCCAUCGGUGCUGCAUUCACUGAAGGCCUGUCCAGCGGCCUCAGUACGUCCGUCGCAGUCUUCUGUCACGAGCUUCCUCAUGAACUGGGUGAUUUUGCGGUGCUCCUGAAGGCCGGUAUGACGGUGCGCCAGGCCAUCCUGUACAACGUGCUGUCGGCCAUGAUGGCGUACCUGGGCAUGGUGACGGGCAUCCUGAUCGGACACUACGCUGACAACAUCUGCAUGUGGAUCUUUGCCCUCACGGCCGGACUCUUCAUGUACGUGGCCCUGGUGGACAUGGUGCCGGAGAUGCUGCACAAUGACGCCGGCGACCACGGCUUCAGCCACUGGGGGUUCUUCCUGUUGCAGAACGCCGGCAUCCUGCUUGGCUUCUGCAUCAUGCUGCUCAUUGCCAUUUUCGAGCACAAGAUCCAGCUGGACCUGGGCUACUGAGGCGGUGGGCCGGCCUCCGCCCGCCACCGCCGCCCUCUCAUGGUUGGUAUCUGGAGCUCAGUUUCUGUUCCAUUUUCACUUUGUUUGGAAGCUGAAGCAAGCGGCUGAGAACAGGUGAGGCGGAACCUGAAGGCUUUGACUCAUUUGACUUUUCUCAGUUUCAUUUGCACCAUCGGAGCUGAGGUGUCGGACCAACGAUCAGUCCGAAAGCUCCUAUUUCCCACAAAUCUAAAAACACCCAAAGCCAGCAUUGCAAAACUCUCACCUUAGAUUUUUUUUGCCACAACAUUAAGUGCGUUUUUGUUAAUUUUUUUAAUGAAUCUGCUGAGUUUUUAGUGUCAAACUCCAUCAGUGUUCAGUUGAUGUCUACAACGUGCCAGGAAACAGCCGCAGUUUGGCCUUUUCUUUUUUUUUUUUGUUCAGGAUGGAAUUUUUCAGUCUUUAAAACCAAUCCGUCCGUCAUCUUCAUGAAGGAAAUGCAUUUUAGUUCAUAUCUGAGUUCACUGUGGAGGCAGAGCUGCUAAAUUAACAGAGAAAAAAAGAAAAUGUUAAAAAAGAAAUGACCCAUUUUGUGGCCUGGUCUGAUUCCAUCGGGUCAGGAAAGGAUCCAACUGUCACAUAUGAGAAGCUGCGAUUCGGUGGAAUUUUGGGAUUUGCUGUUUGUUAGUGAUUAAUUCUAACUUAAAAAUCAUUUAUUUAUUAAGACGUUAAAACCGUAGAAACACUUGUCUCGGUCACAUCAAACAAUAAAAGGGGAAAACUGAAUUACAGACGUGAAAAAGGUGAAACUCAGCAGACACAUCGGUUGUUUUAUCUGUUUUAUGAAUGUAUUUGUUCGUAUUUAAUGGAUCUACAUGUGGCAGCUCAACACACAAAGUGUCCAGACAAAACUUCUGUUACAGUAUUUUCAGCCGAAACUAUUCAUGAGUUCAACUUUUAAUGGAUUUUUUUUGUUUGUUUGUUUGUUUUUCAGUCAUUGUAUGUUUUUUAAGAAACUGCUCAGACAUUUAGGUCAAAUAACUGCGUUGCUUUGCCAGGAAAAAAAAAAAAGUGUUAAAAAGCCUGGAAGAUGAAGCCCACCGUGUAGAAUAGAUGUAAAGUCUGAUCCUGUCAAUGUGUAUUUAUGUCAGUGUUUCAGUCGUCGGUCACUGUGAUGUCUGUCAACCAACACAAACCCCAGAAAAGGAGAAAAAUAUUUGAACCCUGAAAAAAGGAGGAGUUUGUUCUUGUUUUUGUGUAAAGCAGAAUAAAUAUGUUUAUGAAGGAAACGGACGCAGGUGGAUAAAACUAUAAAAACCCGUUGGUCGUCAGUUCUGCAGCUUUAUUUUAUACCAUCCAAGUCUUGACUUUUCCUUUAAAUACUCCGAUUUAUUGAUCAUUUUUGCAAAUGUUUGCUUGUAGCGGAUCAUUUCGCUGGUUUUUGGCUGCAGUUUUUCUUUAAUGUAAAAUAUCCAGUAAAAAAGAAAGAAAUCAGGCCUUUUCUAAACACGUUGUGAAUCAAACUUAACUGUUUUUCCUGCAGUUGCUGAUUAUUAAUCUGCCCGUCAUUGUGUUGAUUAAUUGAUUGAUUUGAAGUUGAAAAACUUUCAAGACGGUGUUAAAGAUUUUCACUUAACUGUCAGAGGGCGAAACAAAACCAACACUAUUCAUUAAGAAAGAACUA